AUGGAGAACAGCACCGUUCCCGCACACCAUCUUCGAGAGACGAGGUAUCCAGAUACAUUUCAGGAGCAUGAUUUCGACGUAAAGAACUUUCAGUUCACGUCUGGCGAGUCUUUGCCCACCCUGCGACUUCAUUGCCGCACUCUUGGAUCGCCAAGCGUUGACUCGAGAGGUCGCACCACCAAUGCAGUCCUGAUCCUGCAUGGCACUGGCGGCGCAAGCACCCAGUUUAUCCAGGAUAUGUUUGCCGGCCAGUUGUUUGGGCCUGGUCAGCUCCUCGAUGCGUCCAAGUACUACAUCAUCUUGCGAGAUGGGAUCGGCCACGGAAAGUCGAGUAAGCCGAGCGAUGGCCUCCGCGCUCAAUUUCCUAAAUAUGGCUAUCGCGACAUGGUCGAGGCGGACCAUUUACUAUUAACCCAGCACCUGGGCAUCAAUCACCUACGGCUCGUCAUGGGCACUUCCAUGGGCGGGAUGCAGAGCUGGCUCUGGGCCGCCCUGUUUCCCGACUUUAUGGACGCAGCCAUGCCGCUGGCGUCGCUGCCCGCCCAGAUUGCCGGCCGCAACCGCAUGUCGCGCAAGAUGAUCAUGAACGCCAUCCAGUCGGACCCCGAGUACAAAAAGGGCAACUACGGCGCGCAGCCGGUCCACGGCCUCACGUCUGCCAUCAACGUCCUGCUGUGGAUGUCGUCGGUGCCCCUGCAGUGGCAGAAGGAGGCGCCGACGCGCGACGCCGCCGAUGCGUUUCUGGACGAGCGCGUCGCGCGGAUGCUGCAGACGACGGACGCAAACGACUUCCUGUACCAGAUCCGCUCGUCGAGCGACUACGACCCCGCGCCGCUCCUGGACAGGAUCAGGGUGCCGCUGGUGGCGGUCAACUCGGCCGACGACCAGAUCAACCCGCCGGAGCUGGGGCUGCUGGAGGCGGGCAUCGAGAAGGUUGCAAGAGGCAGAGCAGUGGUUCUGCCGAUUAGUGACGAGACGCGCGGUCAUGGGUCACACACAAUCGCUAAGCUCUGGAAACAUGAGCUGGAGUCUUUACUAUCCAUGUCUGAGACCACAAAGUAA
Messenger RNA from Akanthomyces muscarius, 1062 nucleotides. RefSeq lists its product as uncharacterized. NCBI's taxonomy places the organism in Eukaryota, Fungi, Ascomycota, Sordariomycetes, Hypocreales, Cordycipitaceae. Bases 1 to 1062 code for a protein of 353 amino acids. Gene Ontology annotation, biological process: L-homoserine metabolic process. The record is from RefSeq and is a predicted model, not a curated record. The transcript has a single exon. Gene Ontology annotation, molecular function: homoserine O-acetyltransferase activity.